Messenger RNA from Paramuricea clavata, 2481 nucleotides. The record is from the annotation of a GenBank genome assembly. Lineage: Eukaryota; Metazoa; Cnidaria; Anthozoa; Malacalcyonacea; Plexauridae.
AUGGAGUCACUAUUGAGGAUCAGUAAGAUAGCAUCUAGGGAUAAUAUUAAAGAGCUAAGGAUGCUUUAUAAUCAUGUAGAGAGUUGUGUAAGAAAUUUGAAAUCCCUUAAACUUGACACAUCUGGUUACGGCUCAUUGCUAAUUCCAAUCUUAAAAGAUAGAUUGCCUGACGAAAUUACCAUGAUUAUUUCCAGAAAAUUUGGCGAGGAGAUCUGGACACUUGAUAAAGUCAUGGAAUAUUUUAAUAGUGAGCUUCGAGCACAAGAGAAUUGUAGUGCAUCCACUUCGAAUAGAUCUAUCCAGAAAGAAUCGCAAAGGAAGGGGGCAUAUUAUACUACUAGUGGGUUGUUUGGUCAGACCAAUAAGGUUGCAUGCGUUUAUUGUGGCAAGGAGGGUCAUUCAUCAUCCAAAUGCAGUAGUGUUUCGAAUUGCCAAUCCCGAAAGGCCAUUCUCCGUAGAAACAAGCGGUGUUUUAUAUGCUUAGAUACUGGACAUAUUGCCAAAAAUUGUAAGUCCCAUUACUUAUGUAGGAAGUGUAAGACUGGCAAGCACCAUAUAUCCAUAUGCGAAUAUACACCAGCAGAUCCCCCAGGUAUAAAUCGGGAGGAAGAUAAGAAUGCAACAACUAAUGAUAACAAGGGUUUUGUAGUACAUGCUGACUGUGAUAAAAGCGGUAUACUAUUGCAGACAGCUAGAGCGGAUAUAUUACCUACAGAUGACAAUGUGCAAGUCCAGACUAGAAUUUUAUUUGACAGCGGUAGUCAGAGGUCAUAUAUAUCUGACAAGGUUAGAAGUACACUGAAAUUGAAGGCAAUUAGAGUGGAGAAAGUUGUAAUCAAAACCUUUGGGCAGGCUGAGAAUAGUGAGGUACAGGAACUUGAUAUAGUUCAACUUAAGGUUAGAAAUAAAGGUGAUGCUAGAUUUACAUUUGUAGAAGCCCUAUGUGUCCCAACCAUAUGUAGUCCGCUGACACAUCAGCCCCUGUCAAGUGUGCAUGAAUUACCGGAAUUUGCAGGGUUGGAAUUUGCUGACUUUGAGCACAAGCAACACCAAAAUCUUCCAGUCGGCAUUUUGAUUGGCAUCGAUUUUUACCAUGUCUUUAUGACUGGUAAGGUUAUAAGAAGUAAAUUAGGCCCUGUUGCAUGUAAAACUAGAGUGGGAUGGGUACUUAGUGGUCGAAUUGGCUCAAGUACAUCAGAUAUGCAUUGUUUUGAAACACAUUUGCUACGUGCUUCGGUGGAGCAGUCAGAGUCAGACAUAAGCUUACGGCAAGAACUGGAUAAGUUUUGGAAUGUGAAGAGCAUAGGCACUAAAACUGACAGUGUUGUUGACCAAUUCGAAAAUGACAUUAUUCAUGACGGAACUAGGUACAUCACAAAAUUACCAUUUAAACCUGAUCAUGAGGUGCUCCCUGACAAUUUUAAGGUUUGUGAAGGACGGCUUAAAUCACUAAAGAAUAAGUUGGCUGUGAGUAACAUUUUGCAUGAAUACAAUCAAAUAUUCUCGGAGUAUGAAGAAAACGGUAUAAUAGAGCGUGUUCCAUCAGCUGAGGUUGCAAGGGAAACGGGGCAAGUACACUACCUUCCCCAUAGGCCGGUUAUACGCAAUGAUAAACAGACUACCAAAAUACGUGCAGUAUUUGAUGCCUCAUGUAAAGUCAGUGGUCCUUCUUUAAAUGAAUGCCUUUAUUCAGGUCCUAACCUGAUAGCUAAGAUUUUUAACAUUUUACUUCGGUUUAGAUUGAAUAAGAUUGGGGUAUUAGCUGACAUAAAACAAGCUUUUCUAAAUGUUGGUAUAGAUGCACAGCAUAGAGACUACCUUAGAUUUUUGUGGUAUGAUUUGCAAGCUGAGGAUGAGCAGGUAGUAAUUUACAGGUUUUUAAGAGUAGUUUUCGGAAUUACGAGUAGUCCAUUUUUAUUGAAUGGGACCAUACGACAUCACCUCAGUAAUUACUUAGAGAAAGAAAGAGAAAUAGCACAGCGAGUUAAAGAUGAUCUUUAUGUUGAUGAUUUGGUCAGUGGCUGUAAUAAACUUGAGGAGGGUAAAGCCCUAUAUGAUAGAAGUAAGGCAAUUUUAUCGGAAGCCGGUUUUAAUUUGCGCAAAUGGGUCACCAAUGACAAAGAAUUAGCAGGGUACAUUGCGUCAAGGGAAAACGGAGACAACAAUUUACUAGAUAAAGAUAAUGACAUGACUUAUUUUGAGGCAACGUCACCAAACAUCACUGGCGAGCAUCAAGUUGUUUUAGGUGUAGGGUGGGACACAACCUCUGAUGAAUUAAUUUUUCGUUUCGACGAUUUGAUUUCAAAAUGUGCCACCGUUAAACACACGAAAAGGAAUAUGUUGAGCAUUUCUGCUUCUAUUUUCGACCCAUUAGGUUUCAUUGCUCCAGUCACUGCCAAAAUCAAAACCAUUUUUCAGUUGCUUUGCAAAGAUAAAUUGGACUGGGAUGAAAUUAUACCUGAAAAAAUUGCGGAUGUUUGA